Molecule: messenger RNA, 1191 nt
Organism: Caenorhabditis briggsae
Lineage: Eukaryota; Metazoa; Nematoda; Chromadorea; Rhabditida; Rhabditidae
Exons: 7
Coding region: 1-1191 (396 amino acids)
Biological process (GO): cell surface receptor protein tyrosine kinase signaling pathway; cell differentiation; protein phosphorylation
Cellular component (GO): extrinsic component of cytoplasmic side of plasma membrane
Molecular function (GO): protein kinase activity; signaling receptor binding; ATP binding
Source: RefSeq, a predicted model, not a curated record
AUGGAAAGUACCCCACCACCACCUCCAAGUGUCCUAAAUGACAAUUGCUCAGCUUCCUAUAUGACACCAUAUGCUACAGUCAUUGCCAUGUCCGGAUUAUAUCUCAUUGUGAUAUUCUUCUUUUGUAAAAAAUCCAAAAAGAUGUGUAUCCCAAUGUCGGAUAGUAUGUAUCCCCAUCAGAAGCGGCUGAAACAGCUGGAAAGAGAGCUAAAAAAUUAUUUAAUCGAUGAGGAGAGCAUCGAGGUUGAUGACUAUCAAAUCGGUCAAACUUCUGAUGGGUUCAUUUUUCGUGGAGGCGUUUUUCCGAAAACUCGAAAUAGAUUCAAUGCGAAAGUUACCACUGCUGUGAAGAUCAGCUUUCCUAUUGUCGGAAAGUCUAUCAGUCUUCUAGAGGAUGCACUUCGACUUUCGAAGCUGGACCACCCUAAUCUAAUCCGACUUCUCGCAGUUUCACAGCUCUCUUUCAGUGUCUUCCGACCGAUGAUUGCGUUGGAGUGGCUUCCCGGAGGAACUCUAGCCGACUAUUUUAUCUAUAAAAUCAGGGAAAAAGAAGACUCCGAUAGGUCUCCAAUCCAACUCAAGGACAUGUUAUCCAUCCUUUAUCAAGUGUCACAAGCUUUAAAAUACAUUCACAGCCAGCUAGACGAGUUUGGACAAGAGCUAACUCAUGGAAGAAUUCUAACCAGAAACGUUCUUAUCACCGAACCGGAUCUCAAGAAGUGUGAAGUGAAGUUGGGAGACUUCGGAGAGGCACCAAGUGGAUUGGAGUACACGACACCGAUUGUUGCCUACAUGCCACCAGAAAUCCUGUGCUGUGCUGAACGAAUACCACCGCACCGGCCAGAGAAUGAUGUUUGGAUGUUCGGAGUUUUUAUCUGGGAGUGUUUGACACUAGGAGCUCAGCCACAUUUCAGAAAGUCUGUGGAGGAUAUCAAGAAAAGCUUCCGUCUCCCAGAUCGGGGUCUCUCUUGUCCACCAACUUGUCCGCUUGAUGUCUGGACCCUUGUCAUCGAUUGCCUCUCUGAUCCUCACGUCCGCCCUCGAUUUGCCUCCACUACGAACGCCUCCAUAACCACUCGGCUUUCAGAACUCCAUCACAUUGUUUCCCCGGCCCUCUUCCUUUAUCCAAUCCCCAACCAAUCGGUUUGCACAUGUAUAGAGCAUCAUUGUCAAAGUAUACCCCAAUAUUGA